AUGGAGGAAACAAGCGAAGAUGAGCUGUUCGCCAAGUAUUAUGCAGCCAAAAAGCAGUUUAAAAAAGUGAAAAAAGUGAGCGUGUCCCAAACGAAUGAUCAUGUAAAUCGAGAUUUUCAGUUUCUCACAUUCAAUGAGAGAAUUUCUCAAAUGGGAGGAGACAAUGGCAGAUUCUCCAGGAAAUUGAAUGCCGAAACUCAGUUUGAGACGUAUUUCGAGGAUGCAAUCGAUAAUUGGCGAGGGGAAGAUCAGGGAGAAGAUCUCGGUUGGUGUACAAAAACGGAAGAAUUGGGGGAGAACAGAAGUGUUUUCAGAUGCUUUCAUUAUGGCGAUUCAAGUGAACGAAAUCAAGACCUAUGCUCAGUUGCUGCACAAAUCGGAUAAGAUCUUCGAAGCUCUCUGCGAGCACAUCACAAAACCGGCUUCUCGCUCUGUUCCCGCUCUGUGCGGAAUCCUCGCUGCCUUUGCACGUGAUCUGCGUGAAAAGUUCAACAAAUACUGCUGGAAAGCAUUUGGUAUUCUGGUCAAUAUUCUCGGUACUGCACUCUUUUGCAGAAUUCAACUGGAAUGUGAUUUAAUUUCAGAUUUCGGCGACAGAGUGGCGGAGAAUCUGGAAGGCGCCUAUCUCUGCUUCUCCAUUCUUGUCAAAGUACAAUCUGGUUUCUUGUUCAAACAGCUGAAAAAAUCAUUCAAGUAAGAGAGCAUUUGAGUUAUUCAAACGUAGUUCUCUUGAAUUCCAGCAACUUUUUACCGUUAUUCGCAAGCAGUCGUGACUUUGCCCGUCGUUUCGCCGCUGAAGCAUUCGCCUAUCUUCUUCGGAAAUCCUCAGAUAUGCGAGCAAUUUGCACAUUUGUGGCCAAGCAGGCAUUCAAAACUCCGCACAGCUAUCUCUUCGAUGGAUGCGCUCUUCUUUUUUACAAUUCUUUCAUCGGAAUCGCCGGAAGCUUCCACAGCAAUUCUGAACAGAUAUUCCGGGACAUCGUUCACGCAUUGGUGCACGCCGAAUCGGAAGAGAAUCAGGAGGAGUUCACAGAGUUUUGUGUCGGAAUUCUGGUUCAAAUGGUCGGAUAUACAAUUGAGUACACAAAAAGCUCCAAGUACGAAAACCGUCAUUUCUAUCAGAAAGUUCUAACGGUAAAAAUCUGCUUCUAGCACGGAACAAAAAAUUAAAAAUUCAGAAAAUGUUGGGAGAAUCGAAGAAAAUGUCGGAAGCGACGAGGUUGAUGCGUCUACUCCAGCCGUGUAUCGUCGAGAAAAACGAAGAAUUGAUGAAUGAAGUGACAAAGAAAAAGAAAAAGAAAGAGAAAGAAAACCAGAAGAAUAAAGGAAAGAGAGAGCUGAAAAAAGUGGAGCAAGUGGAGUUUGUGUGUGUUCCUGAGCUGAGGAAAAGUUUGGAGAACGUUGUGAAAAUCGACGAUUUUCAAUUGGAGCAGCACGUUGUCGACUUCUUCAGCGAGGUAACUUUCGGAGAGACGAACUCGAUUCUUAUUCCGAGAUUUCAGACUCUACUCACUAUUUUCAACAAUAACCAAAACCGCCUCUUCUCCAGAGACAUCACCUUGAAGAUUGUCGAGAAAUCGAAAGAGUAUCAGAUUGUGAUUGAGCUCCUUCUGAAGACGAUCGAACUGGAAUCCUUCGAUUUGUACAUGAUGCCGGCUUUCGGUAAAAUUGCCGCCGAAAUCGUCACAGAAAGAUCGGAAGAUAGUGGAUUGGUCAAGCAGAUCGUCGGUUUCUAUUCCAUUCUUUGUUCCCAGAGACACCCAAUUCGAGAAACUAUUGAGAGAGGUACUUGUGUUUUGGUUGUACGGAUAACUCGAAGUAAUCGUACUUCCAGAUUCUCGUUCCAACUUCUUCGAUCUCUCCGAUCAUCGCGUUUUCCGAGAUUGGCUUGUUUCCAACUUUGAAAGUAAGUCAAUCAAAUACUCUCCGGAACUUCGUUAAUGCGUUUCCAGGUGUCAAUCGGAAGAAGCUAUCCACCGAAUCUCUUAUCGAUAUGGCUGUUGCUUGGCCCUGGCUGUUCUCACAAGCGGAGGCUGCGCACGGUACCGAGGACGUUCUGCAAACUCUUCAAGAGGCCAUCAAUUCAUCGGACACUAGCGUCGCCAACAGUCAGCUUGUUUUCGCUUGCACUGCUGGUAUCUUUCUCACCAACAAGGCAUUGUUGAACAAAGUGAAGAAGGAAGACGUUGAAAAGUUCCUCGGCCGUCAGAACUGCUCGGAAUCUUCUCUUCUCGCUUUCGAACUGUUCGUCUCCGUGUACGGAGUUUCCAAAGAUGUCAACUACAUGAACAAAGUCGUCGAUUUGCUCUUCCCCGCUGUCUUCAGUCCGAAUGAUCGAGUCCGAAAGACUACUUUCAAGAUCCUCAGCAACUUCAAACUGCCUCUUCCGGAGAUUUCAGACGAAGAAGGAAAAGUGCACCGACAGCAGAUGAACGUGUUCGAAGUGCUAUACGAAGCAGAGGACAGCGAACUGACAAACUUCCGAGAACGGCUACUCCAUUUGCGGAAACUGAGACACGGGCACCACAAAGAAUUCAUUCCGAUUGGAUCAAGCGAGAAGGUCGAAAUGAUGAUCGUGACGGACAUCGUCUCGCAGUUCUUCGUCGGAUUCUCGCCUCUCUGGAAAGGAGUGCACGAAGUGUUGACCACCUUCGCCAAUGAAAUGAACAUUGACACAUUCUGGAAAGUGAUGGGAAUGUGGUUGACCAAUGUGAAUGAGAGUGAGUUGGAUUUCAAAUGGUAGCGAAUAGUUAUCUUUGAUUUACAGACAUAAAAAAGAGAGGUAAUGAAUCGGGAGAAGGACGGCUAGUGGGCAUUGAUCAACUCAAUCGAUCCGACUUUGUCAAUGCCAGAAUCCAAUUGUUCAACUUCUUCGAAACGAUUCCGGACGUGGCAGAGAGACGAACUAGAGUGAUCAGUCCACUUCUUUUGGCCAUUUAUGAGUGAGUUUCUUGUCGAUUCCGUUUAGCGCAAGCGUGACUUCAGAGAUUACAUUCGUUUGACCACGACUUCUGUCGUUUCGGAGAUCCCAGUUGCAGCUGAAGAGGAAGAAGAGAAAGAAGAAAAUGAGGAAGAACCAGAAGAUCCGAAAGAAGAAGUGACACAAGAGCAUCUGAAUCACAGAAAAGAGACGGCGUUCAUUCUGAAAGCCCUUACUUCCCUUUUAUCCGUUUACGCAAAGUUCAACGCCGCAAAAUCCGUGUACAUGGAGCCGAAGUUGCUCGAAAUGUACGAGGAGUUACUCGGAUCUCGCUACGAAGGAAUUCAGAAGGCUGCUUUGGCGUGCAUCUUUUCCUACAGAAACACCAUUCUGGCCAGUUAUCGGUAAAUGAAUUGCACCACGAAAAAAACUAUUUGUUCAUUUGUUUUCAGUGAGAACCUGAAUGCUCUGAUUGAUGAGAAAACGCUCCGUCAAUCACUUCCAUAUUUCAAAUUGUCGGAAGACGAAGGCGAUGCACAGGUGGCCGAUGAGCACCGUUCUGUAGUCGUUCCGAUCCUUCUCCGUCUCCUGAAUGGAAAACUGCUCCUGAACAACAAGCAGAAGGGAAUGAUUUCCCGACGGAAUGGAAUCCUCUUCGUUAUCGGAGGCUGUCGUUCUGCCGAACUCACGUUCUUCCUUCGACUCUUUUUCGCACAAAUCUACAAAGUUUUCGGGCCAGAAGCCAGUUUUGAAGAGAUUGAGUCAAAGUGCCAAAAGGAAUCGUUCCUCGGAAAUCUCAACAUCAAAGUGUUCCAACAGUGA
Molecule: messenger RNA, 3742 nt
Organism: Caenorhabditis sp. 36 PRJEB53466
Lineage: Eukaryota; Metazoa; Nematoda; Chromadorea; Rhabditida; Rhabditidae
Source: the annotation of a GenBank genome assembly